Messenger RNA from Melospiza georgiana, 4119 nucleotides. It is a transcript of the gene FBXO38, whose product is annotated as F-box protein 38. Gene Ontology annotation, molecular function: protein binding. Bases 130 to 3663 code for a protein of 1177 amino acids. Lineage: Eukaryota; Metazoa; Chordata; Aves; Passeriformes; Passerellidae. Gene Ontology annotation, biological process: SCF-dependent proteasomal ubiquitin-dependent protein catabolic process; protein K48-linked ubiquitination. The record is from RefSeq and is a predicted model, not a curated record. Gene Ontology annotation, cellular component: nucleus; cytoplasm. The transcript has 22 exons.
CUGGCGGAAGGGGCCGCGCAGGAAGCGGGGCCGGGCUGCCCCGCGGCCGCAACCGGGGCGAGGGCGGCGAGCGCAGCCAGGGCAGGUGCCUGAAUUUCAUGACUCUGUGCCCGUUUCCUCCCAGCAGAGAUGGGGCCCCGGCGGAAAACCGUGAAAGCAGUGAGCAGGGAAGGGGCAGAGUCUACCAAAGCUGAGGAGCCAAAAGAUUACAUGAACCAACUCUCCCAUGAAGUGCUUUGCCACAUCUUUAGGUACCUGCCCUUGCAGGACAUCAUGUGCAUGGAGUGCCUGUCGCGGAAGCUGAAGGAGGCGGUGACGCUGUACCUGCGCGUGGUCAAGGUGGUGGAUCUGUGUGCGGGGCACUGGUGGGAGUACAUGCCCACAGGUUUCACUGAUUCCAGCUUCCUAACCCUGCUGAGGAAGAUGCCAGACAUUGAACAACUUUAUGGUCUUCAUCCCAGGUAUCUGGAAAGGCGCCGAGUCCGUGGCCACGAAGCUUUCAGCAUUCCUGGAGUUUUAGAGGCUUUGCAGGCCUGUCCAAAUUUGCUGGGUGUUGAGACCUCUCAUUUAGAGCUGGUGGAAGCUAUUUGGACAUACAUGCCCCAAGUCCACAUUUUAGGGAAGUUUCGUAAUCGUAAUGGUGCUUUUCCAAUUCCUCCUGAGAACAAGCUGAAAAUUCCUAUAGGAGCUAAAAUUCAGACUUUGCACUUAGUAGGGGUGAAUGUCCCUGAGAUUCCUUGUAUCCCAAUGCUGAGGCACCUUUAUUUGAAGUGGGUGAGACUCACCAAACCACAGCCUUUUAAAGAUUUCCUUUGUAUCAGCUUACGUGCUUUUGUCAUGAGGAACUGUGCUGGACCCACAAACUCUCUGAAGUAUGUUCCCCUGGUGACAGGCCUGGCUUCUGCCAGGAAUCUGGAGCACUUGGAGCUGGUCCGUGUUCCAUUUCUUGGAGGACUUAUCCAGCACGUGGUAGAAGACAGCUGGAGAUCUGGUGGUUUUAGGAAUUUGCACACUAUAGUUCUGGGAGCUUGCAAGAAUGCACUUGAAGUGGAUCUUGGCUACCUCAUCAUAACUGCUGCACGAAGGUUGCACGAAGUGCGGAUCCAGCCUUCCUUGACCAAAGAUGGUGUUUUUUCUGCUUUGAAGAUGGCUGAACUGGAAUUCCCACAGUUUGAAACUCUUCACCUAGGCUACGUUGAUGAGUUUUUACUACAGUGUAAAAUGACGAGUACGGACUUGGUGAGGUACGGCUUGGCUGAUGUGGUUGAAAACCCAGGAAUUAUUACAGAUAUUGGUAUGAAAGCUGUAAAUGAAGUUUUUUCUUUCAUCAAGUAUCUGGUCAUUUACAACUGCCCACAUCUACAUAACCCAAAUAAUUGGAUCACAGACCACUCGAGGUGGACCCGCCUGGUUGACCUGACCCUGGUGAGGUGCCAUGCCAUCAAGCUGGACUCUUUCAGUCAGUUCAUUGAGUUACUGCCAAGCUUGGAGUUCAUUUCUCUGGACCAGAUGUUUAGAGAGCCUCCAAAGGGCUGUGCUCGUGUGGGCCUGAGUGCAGGCACAGGAAUUGGGGUCUCCUCUGCCCUGGUGAGCAAUCAGAACUCCAACAAUGACAAUGACAACAACAACAACCACCAGAACAACAACAACAACAACCCCAACGUGCACCACAACAACCACCAGCACCCCAACGAGCAGAACGAGGAGAACGAGCUGCGCCAGGAGGGCCCCGCUGAGGAGCAGCAGAUUGGGGCUGAGGCCCUGAAUGAGAUGGAGGAGGUGGCACAGGAGGAAGGGGAGGCUGCUGGGCAGGGCCAGGACGAGCUGCCAGCUCCCAGCCAGGCUGUUGUUCCAAUGGAGGUGGAUGAGGAGCAAGCAGGACCAAGUGGAAUUCAACCUGCUGUAAAAGCAGCUCCUAUUACCAUCCAUGAUUCAGACAGUGAGGAUGAGGAGGAAAACAUGGGCACUUCCAGAGCCUGCAUCUCCAGCAGCAUUGCACAGAAUUACUCAGAUGGGGAAGAGAAGAGCAGGGAUCCAGUGGAAACCAGGGAACCUUCAGUGAGCGGCAAAGGCAAGACCCCCCUGCGGAAGAGAUGCAGCACCAGCCACGGGGGCCAGGCCAAGCAGUUCCCUGUGGAGGAGAGCAGCUGUGAGAAGGGCUGCCAGGUGACCAGUGAGCAGAUCAAAGCUGACAUGAAAGCAGCCAGUGACAUGCCCGAGAGGAGCAAGAGCAAGGAUUCCUACGGCAGCUGCAGCAGCGCCCCGGCAUCCACGGCUACACCCAGCUCCUGCAGUGCUGCUUCCCCCAGCCCUGACUGUGCCCAGGCCGCCCAGAGGCACUGUGCUGGCAGCAGCCCAGCAGCUGGAGAGGAGUGCAGGCAGUGUGGCUGCUCUCCCUGCAGGAGGGGAGGGUGCAGUGAGAGGGAGCCCGAGGAGAGCUCCGUGUGCUCCCGCUGCUGCUCGCGGGCACAGCGGCGCAGGACGAGCGGGGGCUGCGAUGGGGAGAGCCCCUCCACCAGUGGGGCCUGCAGGGACGGGCCAGACUUUGCACUUAGGACACUGCCAGACUGUGGGGCUGCGGGAGAGCCUGGGCAUGACAGGACUAGUGGGAGUGCCUGUGGGGCUGGCAGCCGGGAGCAGAGCACGCAGCCCCCGGGCUGGCAGCUGGACUGCAAGGAGGAGUACCCACGGAGACCCCUGACCAGGGCCAGGAGCAGGCUGUCCCACGUGCCUCUGGUGUCAGAGCCAGAAGUAGCAAAGCCAAAGCCAAGGCAAACCACCAAGAGGAAAAGGACAGCUGACAAAUCCACCAGCACCAGUGACCCUGUGAUUGAGGAUGAUCAUGUUCAGGUACUGACUUUGAAAUCCAAAAACCUUGUAGGAAUCACAUUGACCAACUGUGGAAUAACAGAUUUGGUGCUGAAAGACUGCCCCAAAAUGAUGUUCAUCCAUGCCACCAGGUGCCGUGUGCUGAAGCACCUGAAGGUGGAGAAUGCCCCCGUGGUGAAUCGCUUUGACUACGCCCAGUGCAAGAAGCUGAACAUGGAUCAGGUGCUGGAUCAGAUCCUCAGGAUGCCCCCAGAGAGGAACAGGAUCAUCUACCUUCGUCCCAUGCAGCAGGUGGACACACUGACCCUGGAGCAGAAGAUCUUCAGUGGCCCCUACCCCUACCACAUCUGCAUCAUCCACGAGUUCAGCAACCCCCCCAACGUGCGCAACAAGGUGCGGGUGAGGAGCUGGAUGGACACCAUAGCCAACAUCAACCAAGAGCUGAUUAAAUACGAGUUCUUCCCUGAGGCCACCAGGACUGAGGAGGACCUGAAGAAAUACCCCAAGUACCCCUGGGGCAGGGACAUCUACACCCUGGAAGGCAUUGUGGAUGGUGCUCCUUACUCCAUGAUCACUGACUUCCCCUGGCUGAGGUCCCUGAGGACAGCAGAGCCCAACAGCUACGCCAGAUACGACUUUGAGGAUGAUGAGAGGACCACCAUCUACGCCCCGAGGAGGAAGGGGCAGCUCUCAGCUGACAUCUGCAUGGAGACCAUCGGCGAGGAGAUCUCGGAGCUGCGCCAGGUCAGGCGCGGCGUGUUCCAGAGGGUCGUGGCCAUCUUCAUCCACUACUGCGACGUCAACGGGGAGCCCGUGGAGGAUGACUACAUCUGAGGGGUGUCCCCAGCCUGCCCUCCCUCCCCCUGGCACUGCUGGCCAAGAAAAAGCAGGAUUUCUUUUCUCCAAAUGCAAAGCAUUUCCCACCGAGGCGCCCUCGGCUCUCCCCGUGGCCAGGAGGAUGUAGUUAAAUGUAAAAUGGAAAGUACAAAUUGUAUACUAAGAGUUGUACAUAGAGGAAACAAAAAAACAAAAACAAAACUUCCUAAUACUGAGACUUUAUUUCAUAUGUUUAUACAAUUUAAUUUAAGUUCCAUUUUAAUGAAGGCCAAUAAUCAGGAAAGGGGAAGAAGAUUUGAACUUUUCAACCCAUACAAUUCAUAGCAGUAUUUUUUUUCCUUAUAAACAACAAUUCCAUUUGCUGUGUUCAAAAGAGUCAUCAGAGUCUCUUUUAAUCUGUGCCUUUUUCUUGAGCAUUUAAGAGUCCAGUCUGAGUAAACCUGGUGAGCACAA